GAACGUGAUGCCCAAGACGCUGGAUGGCCAGAUCACCAUGGCGACGAACACCAGCAACGAGGCUCCGCGGCGCAUCCACUCCAUGGCCAAGGACACGAAGCUGAUCGUGGUGGUGAGGAACCCCGUCACCCGCGCCAUCUCGGACUACACGCAGACCCUCUCCAAGAAGCCGGAGAUCCCCACCUUUGAGGUGCUGGCCUUCAAGAACCGGACCCUGGGGCUGAUUGACGCCUCCUGGAGCGCCAUCCGCAUCGGGAUCUAUGCCCUGCACUUGGAGAACUGGCUCCAGUACUUCCCCCUCUCCCAGAUCCACUUUGUCAGUGGUGAGCGGCUCAUCACUGACCCGGCCGGGGAGAUGGCCAAGGUCCAGGACUUCCUGGGCCUCAAGAGGAUUGUGACAGAGAAACAUUUUUAUUUUAAUAAAACCAAGGGUUUCCCCUGUCUGAAGAAGCCGGAGGACAGCAGUGCUCCACGCUGCUUGGGCAAGUCCAAGGGUCGAACUCACCCCAGAAUAGACCCAGAUGUCAUCCACAGACUGCGGAAGUUUUACAAACCCUUCAAUGUCAUGUUUUACCAAAUGACGGGCCAAGACUUCCAGUGGGAGCAGGAAGAAAGUGAUAAGUAG
Eurypyga helias (sunbittern) is the source of this 625-nucleotide messenger RNA. It is a transcript of the gene HS3ST4, whose product is annotated as heparan sulfate (glucosamine) 3-O-sulfotransferase 4. The annotation marks the transcript as partial. Lineage: Eukaryota; Metazoa; Chordata; Aves; Eurypygiformes; Eurypygidae. The transcript has a single exon. The record is from RefSeq and is a predicted model, not a curated record. Gene Ontology annotation, molecular function: [heparan sulfate]-glucosamine 3-sulfotransferase activity.